GUUGAGUUUUCGUCGUGGAUGCAUCGUCUCUGGAUUUGUAUUUCAACGUGUGACGCGAAAGUGCUAGAAGAAAAAAUGUAGCUUUUGUUGCAUUUUUAUAAAUUUAAUUAUAAUCUGCGACUGAUUAAUCAAGUGCUAGUAUUUUAAAGUGUUUCGGCAGGCGAAGGAGCGGUGUAAUGAAAAUACACCAAUGAGGAAAGUGUUUUACUUAUCUAAAGUGAAAUUCUGUUAGUGCAGAAAUUUUGUCGGGUGUACAAAUCGGAAAGUGAAGGAUUUCCAAUAAAUCCUACUCUGCAGGAGCAAAAAAGAAAAACAGCGAGUCCUGCUGUUCUUCAGCGGGCAAAUUAUCUACGGAGUUGAUUGAUUCUGUGCUUUUCAGCACAAGUUUCUGACGACAGGAGAAGAGAAAAAGAAAUCAAAAUGGCGCGUCACCGUCCGUGUUUUAUCGUUUUGACAAUGAUGCUGCUGGUGUGUCUUCAGCAGUCGAUUGCCGUUCGACACGGAUUUCCACCGGAUGUUCUGUUUGUGGAUUAUGAAAAGCAAGGGGCGGAACGAUCGUUUGUGAUCAACAGAUUCCACAAUGAAGAAGAAACCGACAGCAUGAGUGCAUUCAGUCGAAUGAAACGUAGCGCGGCUGCCGGGACCGGCGGUUCAUCGGCCGCUGGACCAACAUCAUCUGCCUCAACGACAAUGGGAGGAUCGGGAAAGGAUAAUAAAAAUUCCGUCCGCCCAGUGAUUGAAGCGAAGGUGAAUCAAUUAAACGACUCACAUGCUCAACUGAUUGUGCAUUGGCUGGGCGAGGGCACCAGCGUAAUGAUAUGCCUGGCUCGUGAACCUCCAGCUGAUAACGAUGCCAAAGCACCGCCUCCGCAGCCAUCGAGGAUAUUUGUGUCCAAAGACUACGGAGAUACCUUCGACGAUCAAACCGCCAUGUUUGAGCUCACUAUCAAUGGGACAACGGUAAACUCUACUGUGGAGCAGUUCUUCACGCAUCCUAAAUUUAAUACGAUUGUCUUCAGUGAUCCAAGAAAUAAAGCGAUUUUCACAUCAGAAGAUUACGGAAAAUCGGUAACGGUUCGGAUGCUGAACUUCACACCGUCUGAUGUGACUUUCUACGAGGCCGAUACUAAAAUGAUGCUUAUUCUCGAUAAGAAAGAUCCCGAACGUAAGCUGUAUUAUUCUACUGAUUUUGGUGCUUCUUUCACACUUUUGCAAAGUUAUGUAAAAUCUUACAUAUGGUCAUCUGGCGAAGGAGUUCCCAUCCAUCUUUACGUUGAACGAAAAGAACCAACCAACACAUCCUCAGUAAUUUUCUACAACGCACUCAGCUUGCGCAACAAUAGCAAUCAGUUCAAUGUUCUAAUUGAAAAAGUUGAGGAUUUUCAUAUCAAGAAGGAUUUCAUGUUCGCUUCGCAGCGGCUACCAAACAGUACCCAAUUGCUUAUCUCCUACAAGCGAGGUAAGUUUGUUAAAGCGGACUUCCAAACGGAAUUGGAUAUGAAGGGCUACCACGUGGCCGAUGUCGAUGGACGACGGAUUAUGAUCUCGGUGGUACAUACGGAACGGAUCGCACAUUUGUACGUAUCGGAGGCGAACGCCGAUAUGUCGGACAUCAAGUUUGUCCCCAGCUUGGAGAAUAUUUUCACUUAUGUGCCGGAGCUGAAUUGGCGAUCGAGCUGGCUAGUGCAAUCGUCUGAUGGUGCGUUCACUGAUUUGUACAAGGUAGAGGGUUUGCGGGGAAUUUACAUCGCUUCGAAAAUUAAUCGCAUACCGUUGAGCGAAACAAUUUCCCCCGAUUCAUUGGUAUCGCUCAUUACAUUUGAUCAUGGUGCGACCUGGCGUCCCAUUGCUGCGCCCACUACUGACGAUGACGGAUUGCCCAUUAACAACUGUGCCAAGGAUUGCAGUUUGCAUCUGUCCCAAAAGUUCAGUUCGUUGUAUCCGGUGACCAGAUCUGUAAGCAUAAUGAGCUCAAAAUCGGCACCUGGCGUUAUCAUGGCUUCCGGCGUUGUUGGAAAAUCGCUCAAAGGACACCCAGGUGUAUACAUUUCUCGUGACGCUGGGCUAACGUGGAAGCAAAUAUUGAAGGACUACCACUUCUUCAACAUGGGAGACCAUGGUGGCAUUCUGGUGGCUGUAAAAUACUUCAAAUCAAAGGGUGAAACCAAUGAAAUUCUGUAUUCCACCGAUGAAGGCGAAAAAUGGAUGUCAACGGACUUUCAUUCGACCAAUUUGAAGGUUUACGGAUUGAUGACUGAACCGGAUACAAACACAACGAUAUUCACCUUGUUUGGGUCGGAACAGGAAGAGCACCGAUGGUUGAUAAUCAAAGUGGACCUGAAGAACGCAUUCACAUCAAACUGUACCGAAGACGAUUACAAAUUUUGGGCCCCCGGAAACGAUACGUUCAUGCCAUGCGUUCUAGGAUUGCAAGAUACCUAUCAACGUCGGAAACCGCAUGCCAACUGUUAUAACGGAAUCGGAUACGAGCGACCAAUCCGCCAAGAAAUAUGUAAAUGCAGUCGCUGGGAUUUCGAUUGCGACUUUGGAUUCAGCAGAACCGGUACAGAAAAUAGUCCUUGUGUUCGGAAUAGAACUCUAGCGAACUACGACCCAUAUGCAAUUCCCACCAGCUGUAAGCCAGGUCAAUACUACAAACGUACCAAAGGAUACCGAAAGAUUGAGGGAGAUGUUUGUAUUGAGGGGCAGUCAUCGCAGUUCGUCCCCCAAUCGAUUCCUUGCCCGAUGGAGGAAAGUAACGAAUUUUUGGUGAUCGCUCAACGGGAUAAGAUCUCUCGCAUCAAUCUAAAUAACAAAACGAAAGAGGUAUUUCCGGUGACUGAAUUGAAAAAUGUGAUAGCGAUUGAGUUCGACAUGAAGCAUAAUUGUGUUUUCUGGGCGGAUAUCAUGACGGACGUUAUUGGUCGUCAGUGUUUGAACGGAAAUCAACCGCCGGAGCUGUUGGUAGAUACCGGAUUGUCAUCCGUGGAAGGUAUGUCGUACGAUUGGGUUUCGGAGAUGUUGUACUUUGUGGAUGGAAUGCGACUAAAGAUUGAAGCAGUGAAAACCAGCACACCCACGCACGGCCGAAUGAGACGGACCAUAAUUGAAGCUCCACAUUUGAACAAGCCUCGCGGAAUCGUUGUUCACCCGCUGCAAGGUUAUUUGUUCUGGACGGAUUGGAAUGCACUGAAGCCGUCGGUUUCGCGGGCUAAUUUGGAUGGCAAAGACAUAAGAACGCUGUUCUCCAAACCGGAGGUCGUCUGGCCAAACGGAGUAACAAUUGAUUACAUCGCCGAGAGGUUGUAUUGGGUUGACGCCAGUAAGGAUUAUAUUGCGAGCAGUGACAUGGAUGGAAAAAAUUUCAUCAAGAUUCUACAACAAGACUCUCGUGUCGCACAUCCGUUUGCAGUGGCAGUGCUGAAGGAUCUUAUGUACUGGGACGAUUGGAAAAUGAACUCAGUUUAUUCUGCUGACAAGGAUCAUGGAAUCAUGAUAAAUAUCAUUGCAGAAGAAAUGAUGAAUUCCAUGGAUCUAAAGGUCUAUGGUCAUUCGGUGCAAGAAGGAGCUAACGCGUGUUCAGUGGGUAAAAAAUGCUCGCACAUCUGUGUAGGUGCACCAAAUUCCGGGUACAGCUGUUUGUGUCCGGAUGGCAUGGAACAGAAUGCUCAGGGUCAAUGCCUAUGUCCAGGUGGAGGCACUCCGUUUGCCAAUAAUACCUGCGCACGAUCCGGAAGUACUUGCGGAUCGAAGUUCUUCGAUUGCAAGAAUAACAUUUGUGUACCGUUGAUUUAUAAGUGCGACGGAGACGAUGACUGCGGAGACCGGUCGGAUGAAGAGGGCUGUCCUGCAGAUAAGCCUCCAUGCCCGCCAUACAUGUUCACUUGCAAAUCGGAUAAACAAUGCGUGCCCAAAUACUUUGUGUGUGAUUUCGAUCGAGAUUGUUUGGAUGGAUCUGAUGAACAUAACUGUAAGCCGGCCUCCUGCAAAUCGGAUGAAUAUACCUGCGGUAAUGGACGGUGCAUCAAUAAGAGCUGGCUUUGCGAUGGAGAAGACGACUGUCGCGAUGGAACGGAUGAGGCUAGUUGCAAUAAGAACAGUACCACAAUCGUUGAAUGUAAAGCAGACGAGUUCCGUUGCAACGGGACGAAUACGUGCAUCCCGAAACAGUGGCGCUGCGAUACGGAACAGGAUUGCAAUGACGGUUCGGAUGAAAUAAACUGCAGUAAGAAAGAGUGUGAACCAUGGAUGUUUAUGUGCACAGGUGACUCGAGGUGCAUUUAUAAGACAUGGCAGUGUGAUGGGGAGAAAGAUUGCAAGGAUGGAAGUGACGAGAAAAAUUGUAGCUUAUCUACUGAAGUGCCAAAGAAGCCUGGAAUAAAUUUCCUCCCGGGAGAUUCAUGCCAUGAUUGGAUGUUUAAAUGUGCCAAUGACAAAUGUGUGCCAUACUGGUGGAAAUGCGAUGGAGUGAAUGACUGCGGGGACGAGUCCGAUGAAACGGGAUGUAAUUCGACUCAAACUAUGACGACCACUACGGUGAAACCUAUUCCAACCAGAAAGAAGGAACGAAAUUGUGGAUUGCAUGAAUUCCGCUGUGAUUCCGGAGUGUGCAUUUCAAAGAGAUUCGUAUGCGAUGGUUACGAGGACUGCAGUCGAGGGGAAGACGAGGAUAACUGUCCAACACAGAAACAAUGCAGCAACAAACAUUUCAGAUGUCGUAGUGAUGGCAUGUGUCUACCGAUGGAUAUGUACUGCAAUAAUGUGGUGGAUUGUGCAGAUGGAAGCGACGAGGAUUGCAAGUUUAAACCAAGCACAUCUACAACCUCCGCGAACAAUUGCACAAACAACCCCGGUGUAUUUGCAUGCGACAACACGUGUUUUGCGUUGAUGGUGUUGUGUGAUGGAAAACCCGAUUGCUAUGAUGGAACGGACGAGGAAAAUUGCGAAAAGAUGAAGAUCAAACACUAUCAGGUUACACAAAUCGGUGUGGACGAGCGUUCGCUUAACUCUACCAGUUUCCUGAUCUUCUGGUGGAUUCCUCUGCCGAGUGACGUUAAGUUAGAAUAUCUGCCAUCGAUUUACUACAACGGAGAAUGGAAGAAUGUCAGCAAUUGGAUCACGGAGACGGACUACCGGUUCACGAACUUGAAACCUUUCACCCUCUAUAACGUGACAACGUACGUGAGAGUGAAGGGCCAAACCAAAAUCACUCCCCCAUACAUCUACUACGAGAUAGCAACCAGUGAAGGAAUUCCAAGUAUUCCGCUGAAUGUUUCUGUUGUGCAAGUCAAUGGUUCGCGAAUUCAAGUCAGUUGGCAAGUGCCCAAAGAGGUGAAUGGUCAACUUCAAGGUUUCACCAUCAACUAUCGUUCGCAAUCGAAGAAUGUAGGUCCAGCACAAAACGUUAAGGUCGGACCUUCAGAAACCAACUACCUUAUCGAAACCGAGUUUAAACCGGACGUCGUUUAUGAGUUUUGGGUUAAGGCACGCAAUGGCAAACACGAAUCCGUUUCGUCGAAUAUGGUGCAACUUAAAUUUGAUGGUACUUCCAACAUUGCGAAGAUAGACAAAAUACAGGAGGUUAACAAAACGAAGAAAUCCGUCACAUUGGAGUGGAAGCCGGUUGAUGGAGCUGAUGGUUACAUGAUUCAACCCAUUCUACCUCAAUCCUAUCCUCUCCUUAGUACGAUUUGGGCAAAGAAUUCUUCGGUAACACUGGACAACAUGGUUCCCGGAACACAGUAUCUUAUCAAGGUGGCAGCAUACGUGAAGCAGUACGUUGGACGACACGAGACAACUGUCAUCCAAUUCGGAGGAGAACCUCUGCCCGCUAUCAAUCUUAGAUUGAAGGAACAGACCCAAGACUAUUCUCUGUUAGAAUGGGACGAACCUCAUGGCAACUACGGAAAAUUGGUUUACGGCGUCUACUAUGGCACUAAUAUGGAUCAGCUUUUUGAAGCUUCCAGAUUCAACACAAGUGCCACCAGUUAUAAAAUGACAAAGCUGCGCCCGUGCGAAUCCUAUGUCGUUAGCGUUGGAAUCGUAGGGCCCAUUGGUCCUGGCCCCUUGGGAAGGAAUCCGCUGAAGCUGGACACUCCCUACAACAAUACUUUGCCGCCGAAAGAAUUGAACGUCGAUAUUAGCGGAACUAGUCACAACUCUUCCGAAAUGAUUGUCCAGUGGAAGCAUAGCUGCGCGCUGGAAUCACCCCGUUAUCCGAAGUACAUCAUUUCCGUCCGGGAGCUCACGAAGAAUGAGAUUUCGUCCGUAAAAGUUAACUCAACUUCCAACAAAACUCAGGUACACGUGUUCCGAAGUAUUCCCCUAGGUGCCGCUUACGAGGUUUCGGUUGCGACCGAUGUUCCGAAUGCCCAAAUCGUAACAGCAAUUGCCUAUUCUGCACCUUUACCGGCUCCAUCGCGGUUGCAGGUUUGGCCGGAAGCUAAUGGUAGCUACGUUGUCUACUGGAAGCCGGUGAUUGAUUUCAAAGAUGUUCCGUUUAGCUAUCAAGCGGUGGUAUAUGAAGGAAAAGGUGUCAACAAUACGAACCCACCUCUAAUGACACUGGACGGUAAUGAACCACCGUUACUCAUCAAUCCGAAUCGGCUGGUUGAAUUACCGGUGGAUAGUAUGUUCACCAUCGGUGUAAGACUGAAAACAGUCGAUGGAUACUACUCGGACAUCGUAGAGACGGAACACUUCUCAAAGCACGAAUUCGUGCAAGAGUCAUCCUUCUCCAGCGCAUGGUUGUGGGUGGUGCCCACCAUAAUAGCGCUGGUGCUCGCCCUGACCGUGGUUUAUGUAAUGCAGAGGCACCGGCGGUUGCAGAAUUCUUUCAGCCGAUUCGCCAAUUCCCACUACGACACCCGAACGGGAGCAACAAGAAUCGGCGACAGUUUGGACGACGACGAACACGAGCAUCAAGAGGUGCCUCGGAGUUUCUCAGACGAUGAGCCACUCGUCAUCGCAUAAGCGGGUAGUCGGAAAUAAUAGUUUUCGGUUUUUACGCGUAGAUACUGUGUAGGAAUAAUUGACGAAAAACGCUUGUGCAACUUUCUGCUCAUUUAGAAAAAAGGAAAGAAAUUUGUAAUAAGUUAGAUCUAAAGUAACGAACGCGGGCUCGGUUCGUCCAGGACUGAGCUCAUUUUGUCUGUGAGCAUUGCAUAUAACUUUUUUAAACAGUAACGAAGUUUAAUAUCCUAAAGCAAAAGACUAGUAAUUAUGUAUUUAUGUUGAUUUUAUUUUAAUAGGUUUAUUUAAUUAGUUCCAUUGUACAUUUUGAGGUUGUUUUUUCUGUAUAGACAAUUUCUUGUAUUAUAUAAAGUAAAAGAAAACAAAAACUAAGACUACGGGAUUUUGUUAUUAUAGUAUUUGAUGGUCGAUUGAUAUUCGAAUUUAAUGAUACACAUUUUUUUAGAUAUGAUAAAAAAUAAAAUCAUUGAUUUUUAAGAUUUUUUUUUCUGAUUUCAAACAUAUUUAUUUAUAUGUAAAUUUCUUGACCACUUUAACUAUUUUACGAUAGUUCUUCGAAAAAUUCAUUAAAUGCGGGUAGCAUUCGACUCGUGCGAUAAUAUUAAAAAUCCCCACUAGAAAGCAAAGCGAGAUUGAUACCGAGAGUGAACGAGUUUUGUUGAGAAACAGGGGAUGAAAUUAUUAGUAGUGACAUUCAUAUGUGUAUAUUAGUCGAGAUAAAAAAAACUGAAGAUAUUAACGCAGACGAUUUGUAAUAGACAGUGUAAUUUGAUAAUACGCUAGACGAUUGAAGGAAGAAAUACGACCAUUGAAAAACAGCUUUACCGAGAAAGGAUUCUCUGACAAGAGGCUUCGGGUGACACAGUUGUACUAUUUUCCCUCGAAUGCCAAGCCACAAUGCCAGUACUUCGAAUGUAGAUAGAAGGAAUUUCAAAUAUAGAAAGAGGAUUGUGGGCAGUUUAGCUGAUUGUUUGGAUUCAUAAGAGACGUUCGUAUGUCGUAGCCUGUUGAUUAAGAUCAAAUAAAUAAAUAGCCUCAUGAGACGUUCGUAUGUUCGUAUGACCUAAUAAAAUUAUUUUCGAUGCGUUCGACUUCUGGUUUGACAGUUGGAAACUUUGUGGAAGGAUAAUGGCUAAUCAAAUUCUAAUCAGAAUGUAGUGCCAUGAAAAAGAAAAAAAUCAUCAAUAUUUGAGAUCAAAGAUCGGGGAAAAUGUGAUAUUCGGGGGAAAGUAGCAUAACCAGUUAACGCAUUACGUCUAAUACCAUCUCCAUUCAGUUAAGAAGUAUAAGGUAAAAUACGGUUUUGGAUGCAUUAUUAGCCAUGUCUAAAGAAUAUAGUCCUCGGCAUUUGUAUGAAGAUUCUUUGAUCGACAUUCGCACAUACUCUAUACCAAACAUGUUUCAGGAACAUCACGUCAUAGGUUUUGUUCACUUUAUCGCAAUUAGCUUUAACAAGUGAGUAGCAAUUACAUCCGAGAAAAAAGCAAUUUUUGUUAAAAGUCUAUUCCAAUCGAACCUAUAGGGUUUCGAAAAAUGUGCUAAAAUGGAAAUACAAGUGAAGACAAAGAUUAAUUAUAGUUGAUAACAAAUAACUAUAACAAUAAGUUACUAUACACCAUACGCGAAAUUAUUAGGAACAAAAGGGUAUUCGCAAGUGUUUGAACUGGUUUUUCACGUGAAUUUGGUUUAUCAUUAAGUGUGGGUAAAAGAACUGUGAGAUACAAAACUUCGAUUGCAAGAUGAUGGUAAUGAUAAUGCAAAAAUAUUACCAUGAUUAUUUAUCCUAUAAAAUUCUUCCUGCUGUCUGAUCUGGUUGUUUUCCUUAAUUAGUGUCAGUGGUUCCAAACAAAAGGUGAAAAUAAAUAUAAGUAGUAAAUUAACUGAAUAAUGAUCGUAAUGUAACAAUUCAUGAUGCAUUAAACUUGAUCGAAGAUGUGACGUGAUCAUAAAACAUAAA
Molecule: messenger RNA, 8929 nt
Organism: Armigeres subalbatus
Lineage: Eukaryota; Metazoa; Arthropoda; Insecta; Diptera; Culicidae
Product: sortilin-related receptor-like
Exons: 14
Coding region: 421-6972 (2183 amino acids)
Biological process (GO): post-Golgi vesicle-mediated transport
Cellular component (GO): membrane; Golgi apparatus
Molecular function (GO): protein binding
Source: RefSeq, a predicted model, not a curated record